This is a messenger RNA of Aspergillus terreus NIH2624, 429 nucleotides long. RefSeq lists its product as uncharacterized. Bases 1 to 429 code for a protein of 142 amino acids. The transcript has 2 exons. The record is from RefSeq and is a predicted model, not a curated record. Lineage: Eukaryota; Fungi; Ascomycota; Eurotiomycetes; Eurotiales; Aspergillaceae.
AUGGUGGUGAUGCUGGAUGUCGUCGUCGUCAUCAUCAUAUCAUUGUCGCCACCGUCUCUAUAUAAACCCCGCAACACACAAUUCCCUUGUGGUAGCUCCAAGCUAAGAAUCAAUGUAACUGUGCACCAAGACUUUGUUUACCAAAUCCACACUUUUCAAUCAACCGCAAUCAUCAUGCAAUCCGCACGAGAGACCGCGGCUCGCUUCGGCGAAACUGUGCAACAGAAGAUGCCUUCGACGUUGCAACCUCAGCAGGGGAGAUCCAAGAUCCCCGACUGGAAUACUGAGGAAAAGCUGGAGACGACUCUGGACAAGGACGGAAACCCCGUACCGGACCGCUCGUUCACUGACGGCGAGAAGAUGAUGAAAGGCAGCCAAGGACCUGAUGAAGCCGAUGCGUAUGAGGCUGCCACUGCCGAUUUCAAAUAG